This is a messenger RNA of Miniopterus natalensis, 1925 nucleotides long. RefSeq names its product tripartite motif containing 71 (gene TRIM71). Lineage: Eukaryota; Metazoa; Chordata; Mammalia; Chiroptera; Miniopteridae. The record is from RefSeq and is a predicted model, not a curated record. Gene Ontology annotation, molecular function: protein binding; zinc ion binding; ubiquitin protein ligase activity. Gene Ontology annotation, biological process: protein polyubiquitination; proteasome-mediated ubiquitin-dependent protein catabolic process.
CUUCUCCAUCCUCUCGGUCUUCCCCGAGCGCCUCGGCUUCUGCCAGCACCACGACGACGAGGUGCUGCACCUGUACUGUGAUACUUGCUCAGUGCCCAUCUGUCGUGAGUGUACAAUGGGCCGGCACGGGGGCCACAGCUUCAUCUACCUCCAGGAGGCACUGCAGGACUCCCGGGCCCUCACCAUCCAGCUGCUGGCUGACGCCCAGCAGGGCCGCCAGGCAAUCCAGCUGAGCAUCGAGCAGGCCCAGACGGUGGCAGAACAGGUGGAGAUGAAGGCCAAGGUGGUACAGUCGGAGGUCAAAGCCGUGACGGCAAGGCAUAAGAAGGCCCUGGAGGAGCGGGAGUGCGAGCUGCUGUGGAAGGUAGAGAAGAUCCGCCAGGUGAAGGCCAAGUCUCUGUACCUGCAGGUGGAGAAGCUGCGGCAGAACCUCAACAAGCUCGAGAGCACCAUCAGUGCCGUCCAGCAGGUCCUGGAGGAGGGGAGGGCGCUGGACAUCCUGCUGGCCCGAGACCGCAUGCUGGCCCAGGUGCAGGAGCUGAAGACGGUGCGCAGCUUCCUGCAGCCCCAGGAAGACGACCGGGUCAUGUUCACGCCCCCAGACCAGGCACUGUACCUCGCCAUCAAGUCCUUCGGCUUUGUCAGCAGCGGGGCCUUCGCACCACUCACCAAGGCCACCGGCGAUGGCCUCAAGCGGGCUCUUCAGGGUAAGGUGGCCACCUUCACUGUCAUUGGCUACGACCACGAUGGGGAGCCUCGUCUCUCAGGAGGCGACCUAAUGUCAGCUGUGGUCCUGGGCCCUGAUGGCAACCUGUUUGGGGCGGAGGUGAGCGAUCAGCAGAACGGGACUUACCUGGUGAGCUACCGGCCCCAGCUGGAGGGCGAGCACCUGGUGUCGGUCACCUUGUGCAACCAGCACAUCGAGAACAGCCCCUUCAAGGUGGUGGUCAAGUCGGGCCGCAGCUACGUAGGCAUCGGGCUCCCGGGCCUCACCUUCGGCAGCGAGGGCGACAGCGAUGGGAAACUCUGCCGCCCUUGGGGUGUGAGUGUGGACAAGGAGGGCUACAUCGUGGUCGCCGACCGCAGCAACAACCGCAUCCAGGUGUUCAAGCCCUGCGGCACCUUCCACCACAAAUUUGGCACCCUGGGCUCUCGGCCCGGGCAGUUCGACCGGCCAGCCGGGGUGGCCUGUGACGCCUCCCGCAGGAUCGUGGUGGCCGACAAGGACAAUCAUCGAAUCCAGGUCUUCACCUUUGAGGGCCAGUUCCUCCUCAAGUUUGGUGAGAAAGGAACCAAGAAUGGGCAGUUCAACUACCCUUGGGAUGUGGCGGUGAAUUCCGAGGGCAAGAUCCUCGUCUCUGAUACUCGGAACCACCGGAUCCAGCUGUUCGGGCCCGAUGGAGUCUUCCUGAAUAAGUAUGGCUUCGAGGGGGCUCUCUGGAAGCACUUUGACUCCCCUCGGGGUGUGGCCUUCAACCAUGAGGGCCACUUGGUGGUCACCGACUUCAACAACCACCGGCUCCUGGUCAUUCAUCCCGAUUGCCAGUCCGCACGCUUCCUGGGCUCAGAGGGCACCGGCAAUGGGCAGUUCCUGCGCCCGCAGGGCGUGGCCGUGGACCAGGAGGGGCGCAUCAUUGUGGCCGAUUCCAGGAACCACCGGGUACAGAUGUUCGAGUCCAACGGCAGCUUCCUGUGCAAGUUUGGCGCUCAGGGCAGUGGCUUUGGGCAGAUGGACCGCCCCUCCGGCAUCGCCGUCACGCCCGAUGGGAUGAUCGUCGUGGUCGACUUUGGCAACAAUCGAAUUCUCAUCUUCUAAUCACAUUUUCUAGGCUUCUGUGUUUGGGGUGUGCAUGUCUCUCUCUUUCUCUUUCUCUCUUUCUCCCCCCCCUUUGAAUUUCAAAGAAGAAACAGUCUCAGGGAAAUUU